CUCUAUACAUGCUAUAGGCCAAAAUGAGUUCGAUGUUCCGCGCGCGGUGGGGGUUGACAUAGGAUUGGCCUACAUAAAAAUAAACUGAUAGAUUCAAGAUUUGCAAACACAUUGAUGAAAAUACUAACAAAAUAAUGGCGGAAAUAUAUGAAAUCAGGAAAAUGCGAUGCGGCUUAGCUACGAAUCAACAUUUUGCACAGCAACGAUCGAAUGCAAGGACUGCCAUCAGCUGCUACUUUUCCUGUUCACGAUCAAGAUCAGGACUAAAUAACAACAAGAUUAACGAAAAAUUUGUAAUACAGUGUCAAAUAGACUGAUGAUAACGCUGUAAAAUUCAGAUUGAACCAUCAUACAUCAUGACAGACGAAAAGAAACGUGAUGAAAGUGCGGGGAAGGAGAAAACGGCCAUUGAAGACACGGCCUUUGAGGCCCUGGAGAAGGAUUUCCAGGAGGUUCUUAAUGAGCUUAUGGGUGACAAGAGUCUGGAGAAGUUCAGGUCAGAGUACGAGAAGCUCCACCGUGCCUUGAAGAAAUCCCAUGAAAGCGAGAAGCGGCUGAUGCAGAAAUGCAGGGAGCUGAACGCAGAGAUUGUGGCCAACUCGGCCAAGGUCUCAACCGCCCUGAAACUAUCACAGGAAGACCAGACGACUAUUGCACAGUUGAAGAAGGAGAUUGAGAAGGCAUGGAAGAUGGUGGAUGCAUCUCAGGAGAAAGAACAAAGAGCUAGGGAGACCAUCCAAUCUCUCAAGCUUGAGAUCACCAACCUGAGCCGUCUGGUCGAACAGGGAGCUGGGCUUACUAUGGGUCAAGAACACAGUGUGAACGAGCUGUUAAAGGUUAAAGAAGACUUGACCAAGGAGAGAGAUGAGCAGCUUACUGAGAUUGUCAAGCUCCGAGACUCCUUGGCUGAAGCCAGCAAGAAACAGACCAAGGCUGAGGAAGAUAGGACUGAAGCAGAUAGCAAGAUUGCUGAGCUGAACCAAGACAUUCAGGUCCGUAGCAACGAGGCGCAGAGAGAGCAGCGUCGCAAGGAGAAGCUAGACCGUGAACUCAAACAAUCCAAGGUGGAGCUUGAACAGAAGACUAAUGAGAUUAAAGGGAUGCAGACUCAAGCACAACGCUACAAGGAUGACAUCUCACGUCUAGAGACGCAGCUCAAAGAACAGAAGAUCUUGUAUGAGCGCACCCAGAAGGACACAGACAUCUUGAAUGCACGAUUCACCAAGCUUCAGCAAGAUUACGAAACACAGCUUCUCAACUGUGAUGGCCUGGCUCAAGAAAACCAACACAGGGUCAACGAACUUAAGGCCAAGGAAGAUGAGAUAGGGAAUCUGAAGGGUGACACCACCCGUCUGACCAAGAUGAGAGAGACCAUUCAGCGGAAGCUGCGUAAUGUGGAGGAGCAGAAGGCAGAGACAGAGCAAGCCAAAGAAACCCUCAAGUCUCAGAUUGUUGCACUUGAGAGAGAGAUUGAUUCUAACAAGAAGCAGACUGAGAUGGACCGUAAGGCCAUUGAUGACUUGGUGCGUGAGAGAGACAUCCUUAACAAGAACUUGCUAAAGGCUGCCAGUGCCACCCAGAAGCAGCUGAAUCUUGUCAAACUGCAUGAGCAAUCCAAGAAAAACCUGGAGCAGGAGAUUGCCAACUACAAGGAAGAAGCACAGAAGCAGCGUAAGAUCAUCUACCAGCUGGAGAAGGAGCGCGAUCGCUACAUCAACGAGGCCAGUGACCUCACUCAAAAGGUUCUUCAACACAUGGAGGAUGUGAAGGUGAGAGAGAUGCAGAUCUUUGACUACAAGAAGAAAAUUGCUGAAGCAGAGACCAAGCUGAAGCAGCAACAGAACCUCUACGAGGCUGUCAGGAGCGAUCGUAACCUCUACAGCAAGAACCUCAUCGAGUCGCAGGAUGAGAUCACUGAGAUGAAGAGGAAACUGAAGAUUAUGAAUCAUCAGAUAGACCAACUGAAGGAAGAGAUCACAGCCAAGGAAGCUGCCCUUGUCAAGGAACAUCUUGAUCAUCAAAGGGUUGAGAAGGAGAAGGAAGCGCUGAAAGCAGAAUUACAGCGUAUGAAGCAGCAGGCUGCAGAGAGCAAGGCUUACAUUGAAGCCCAGGAAGCAGAAGAAAGGAAGCUCCUGAAGAUCAUCUCUGAGGCGGAUGCUGAGAGACUCAGACAGAAGAAAGAAUUGGAUCAGGUUAUCAGCGAGCGUGACAUCCUUGGUACCCAGUUAGUGCGACGUAACGACGAGCUGGCCCUGCUUUAUGAAAAGAUCAAGAUCCAGCACUCCACACUCGGCAAGGGAGAGCUCCAGUACCGUCAGCGUCUGGAGGACAUCAGACUCCUCAAGCUGGAGAUCAAGAAGCUCCGCAGGGAGAAGAACAUCCUCAACAAGAACGUGGCUAAUGUAGACGACCUCAGACGUGAAGUGUACCACCUCCAGCGUGAGCUGCUGAGGGAGCGUACCCGCUGUAAGGCCUUGGAAGAGGAACUGGAGAACCCAAUGAACAUCCAUCGCUGGAGAAAGCUGGAGGGUUCUGAUCCUAGCACCUAUGAGAUGAUUCAGAAGAUACAGACUUUACAGAAGAGACUCAUCCAAAAGACGGAAGAGGUGGUGGAGAAAGAGCUUCUUAUUCAGGAAAAGGAGAAGUUAUAUGUGGAGCUGAAGCACAUCCUGGCCCGUCAACCAGGACCAGAGGUGGCUGAGCAGCUCCAGAUCUAUCAACAAACACUCAAAGACAAAACUAAACAGCUCAAGGGAAUGGCCUCCGAGCUGAACAUGUAUGAAUCCCAGGUACAGGAAUACAAGUAUGAGAUAGAGAGACUAGCCAAGGAACUACAAGAUGCUAAGAAGAAAUACUAUGCCCAGAAACGAAAGGAACAGCAAGCAAGAGAGAGGGACAGAGCUUUAGCACAAGCCGGAGCGCCCCCUAUCCAACCACAGAGAACAGACGGUCCGAGGUUCACAGGAGGGGGCUUCAAUUUAAAGCAGACUGGGAAAGUAGGCGCCAGCUGAAGACCUUGCUCUCAUACUAAAUCCAAUCAUAUUAUAUAUCUCUUAUGAAUAUUCUACUUACCAAACCAUUUUAUAUGUUCUAACCUGUGACUGCCUUAUAUUGCUUGGUAUUGACACUUUGCUAUUAUUCAGUGUACCAUAAUGAUAAAUAUAUGGGGGGGGGGGGGGGUAAGUAAAGAAAUUGAAGGGAACGUGUAUUGAAAUUUGUAACUUACAGAAUAAGAUAAUGGUGAUCAGCCUUGAAGCAUCAUUCUUUAAUUUCCAAAGGAUUGUAUUCAAUAGCAUGCAUGAAUCUCGAUAGGAUCACUUUCUGGUAGUUGCAACAAUAACGCGACCAUGAAUAUCUUCAAUAAUAUAAGCCAGUAUUAUUUACUGGUAACCCAAAUUGUGCUUUUUGCCUUUGUCAUUCUUCUGGAUUGAUUAUUCAGUUACAUCUACCAUCACUGUCAUUGUUUUGCUCUCUUUUUUUUGUAUUUACUGUAUAUGAACUAAUCACUUCUAUGUUCAGUUCCAUAUUCUUAUAUUGUGAAAGAUUUCUCUCACCUUUAUAAACACAAUAAGUAAUUCCCCUUAUCUGAAUACCAUAACUUUUCAACAAAAUUGGUUUUAGCAAAAUAAUUUGGCAGGGGUCUUCCUACACUUCGUCGUGUCGUUGCAGGAACGCCCUAUGCACCACACUUCCACGCACCUCACCGGUGCAGAAACGCCACACAACUAAGGGCGUUUUUGCGUGCAUGCAGGGGCGUUCCCGCACUAACACGACGACUUAUUGACUAAGCUUUGUGAUGAUGUUGAUCUGUCAAGUCAUGCAUGAGUGAGAACACACUAAAGCAAAAUUGAUACUUCAAAAGUCACUAGUGUCAUGGGGGGGGGGUUACUUUUUUGUCAUUUAUAUUGAUAUUUCAGCAUUUAGAAACAUUCCAAUGUAUCAAGCACUAUAUAAAAGUGGAAUAUCAUUAUUAUAUAAUUUCACAUUUCUGUAAACUAAGCAAGUCACUGCAAGCCGUCCAUAUCUUUGUUGUAUGCAAAUUGAAAACCUUGAUAUAUCUAUCAUCAAAUUAAAAUGAAAGUUUCGUUCAAAAUAUGAA
This is a messenger RNA of Lytechinus pictus (painted urchin), 4099 nucleotides long. RefSeq names its product cilia- and flagella-associated protein 58-like. The record is from RefSeq and is a predicted model, not a curated record. The transcript has 18 exons. Gene Ontology annotation, cellular component: cytoskeleton. Lineage: Eukaryota; Metazoa; Echinodermata; Echinoidea; Temnopleuroida; Toxopneustidae. The coding region runs from base 357 to 3011 and encodes 884 amino acids.